GGUUUGCUUCGUUGCCUUUAUUUAUUAAGUGCCAGGUGCUAAAACCAAAAGAUAACCGAGCUGCAGGAAAGGCUCUGUUUGCCUGGCACCAGGGUGCUGGGCUAGGUGAGUCCUUAGAAAGUAGCUCUGUGCUGUUUCCUUCUCUGCUCGACCCCAGAAGCAGCUAAAAACAAAAAAGCGGUCCCAUCGCUGGAGCCCCUAUUUCCUUGAUCGGUUACAUUGUGGGGAGGAGACAAUUGGCCUAUGUUUUGUUUCUUCUUCCCAGCCCUUUUCAAGCCCUGCCACCCCUCUCUUCCUUGGCGCUGCAGGUAGGAUUUUGACAGUCUGGAAAAGCGAAACCAGGUUCUGGUCUCAGCGCUGUUGCCACUUCCUGUGAGACUGCCUGUGAGUCGCUGACCCUCACUUAGUCUCCGUUCUCCGUAGAGAAGGUUGGAGAGGACAGAGUGGCCUCCAGGGUCCUGUCCAGCUCCUCGGUCUCUGAUGGUCUGAUACCCGCAGCAGUUCCCCCCAGCCCUGGGGCGGGCACUUUGGCUGAGCUCGUACAGAAGCUGGCGGUGUGUGUGUCUGAGCACUCCAGGGUCCUUGCACCACAGCUGGACGAGGCCCAAGCUGAGCGGUGCGUCCUAAGAAUGUUCUCAUGACACCGCACACCCGCCAAAGCCACAAGAACAGCCAGCCCUCCUCCCUUCCACUUCAGCCGGGUCCCACAGGAGACCUUCUGGGAGAGACAGGACACCUACCCCACUGGGGCUUUUCCUGACACCAACCGGGGCUGCUCUGGGCCGCUCGUGAGCGGAACUCAUCAAGGUGGCAGUGAUGGCGUUGAUGGGGACUUCAGGGCUUAUCUGGCCCGUGGACCCUGUGCUAAAGGCCAUCAAGGAAGGCGAUGAAGAGGCCUUGAAGGCGAUGAUCAAGGCGGGGAAGAACCUCGCAGAGCCCAACAAGGAGGGCUGGCUGCCGCUGCACGAGGCGGCCUACUACGGCCAGCUGAGCUGCCUGAAGACAUUGCACCAAGCAUACCCGGCAAUCAUUGACCAGCGCACCCUGCAGGAGGAAACGGCCCUUUACCUGGCGACAUGCAGGGGACACCUGGACUGCCUCCAAUCCCUGCUCCAGGCUGGGGCUGAGCCCGACAUCUCCAACAAGGCCCGAGAGACACCACUCUACAAAGCCUGUGAGCGCAAGAACGUGGAGGCGGUGAGGAUUCUGGUGCAGUACAACGCGGACACGAACCACCGCUGUAACCGAGGCUGGACGGCUCUGCACGAGUCUGUUGCUCGCAAUGACCUGGAGGUCAUGGAGAUCCUGGUGAGCAGAGGUGCUAAGGUGGAAGCCAAGAAUGCCUAUGGCAUCACCCCCUUGUUCGUGGCCGCCCAGAGUGGGCAGCUGGAGGCACUGAGGUUCCUGACCAAACACGGUGCUGAGAUCAACACACAGGCCAGCGACCACGCAUCUGCCCUCUACGAGGCCUGCAAGAACGAGCACGAGAAGGUGGUGGAGUUCCUGCUGUCGCAGGGUGCCGACGCCAACAAGGCCAACAAGGAUGGCAUACUCCCGCUGCACAUCGCUUCCAAGAAGGGCAACUACAGGAUCGUGCAGAUGUUGCUGCCGGUGACCAGCCGCACGCGCGUGCGCCGUAGCGGCAUCAGCCCGCUGCACCUGGCCGCCGAGCGCAACAACGACGAGGUGCUCGAGGCUCUGCUGAGCGCGCGCUUCGACGUGAACGCGCCCCUGGCGCCCGAGCGCGCGCGCCUCUACGAGGACCGGCGCAGCUCGGCGCUGUACUUCGCGGUGGUAAACAACAACGUGUACGCCACCGAGCUGCUGCUGCUCGCCGGCGCCGACCCCAACCGCGACGUCAUCAACCCCCUGCUGGUGGCCAUCCGCCACGGCUGCCUGCGCACCAUGCAGCUGCUGCUGGACCACGGCGCCAACAUCGACGCCUACAUCGCCACGCACCCCACCGCCUUCCCCGCCACCAUCAUGUUCUCCAUGAAGUGCCUGUCGCUGCUCAAGUUCCUCAUGGACCUCGGCUGCAACGGCGAGCCCUGCUUCUCGUGCCUGUACGGCAACGGCCCGCACCCGCCCGCCCCGUCGUCCUCCAACAGGUUCAACAACGCGCCCGGCUCGAACAAGGCGCCAGGCGUCGUCCAGUUCUGCGAGAUCCUGUCUGCCCCGGAGGUGAGCCGCUGGGCAGGGCCCAUCAUCGACGUCCUCCUGGACUACGUGGGCAACGUGCAGCUCUGCUCCCGGCUGAAGGAGCACAUUGACAGCUUCGAGGACUGGGCUGUCAUCAAGGAGAAAGCAGAACCUCCAAGACCCCUGGCUCACCUUUGCCGGCUGCAAGUUCGAAAAGCCAUUGGGAAAUACCGUAUAAAACUCUUGGACACGUUGCCACUCCCAGGCAGGCUGAUUAGAUACCUGAAAUAUGAGCACACCCAGUAACCGGGGCACGUGGAGAAGGAGUGGUUCCCCAGACUGUUUCACUGGGCGUCAGGGCAGCAGUGGUCCCAAAUCCAAGGGGGCCUGGUGGCAGACGAGGCUGUGGGCUGCCUCCGCCUCAGCUGGGGCAGCGCCGCGAUCUCACCGGCCUCCGGGCCAGGGCUUUGCCCAGAGCAGAGGACAGAAUGUGUCACGUUGCAGAAGAACCAUGUUUGUUUUCAAAUGGACAAGGAGAUCCCCGACCUGCUCUGCCAUCAGGGAUGGCAGAAGGCUCCAUUCCUGGGGCCAGGAGAUGGGACCAGGGCAGGACUUGGGGUGGUCUGGGGAAGGCAGGGGCCAGCAGGGAAGCCCUGGCGCCGCCUCUGGGCUGUGGCUGGAGAGCUUUUGGGGGUGAGUCUGUCUUUCCCAGACAGCCUUGCUGCAGAGUGUCCCUGUGCCCCUCCCCCUUUGCUCUGGGAAACUCUCCACUUGACUCUGAGCUCUCUCCCCAAAGGUGUGGCCCAGGGGAGUGGGGUGGGGAGACCUCGGUCCCAGAGGGCUUCCUUAGGUACAAUAAAUGUUGCACAGAUGGUG
Molecule: messenger RNA, 3015 nt
Organism: Orcinus orca (killer whale)
Lineage: Eukaryota; Metazoa; Chordata; Mammalia; Artiodactyla; Delphinidae
Gene: ASB2
Product: ankyrin repeat and SOCS box containing 2
Exons: 8
Coding region: 817-2445 (542 amino acids)
Biological process (GO): intracellular signal transduction
Cellular component (GO): cytoplasm
Molecular function (GO): protein binding
Source: RefSeq, a predicted model, not a curated record